CAUGCUAUUUGUCAGACAAAAAUGCCUCAAUUAUCCUGUUUGGCCCAGUGUUUUACUGAGUUGUGAGGCAGGGACAAGCGCAGUCUUGGAGCAAGACGACUGAGUGGAACGCACCGCUUCUUGUAAGUACUUUUGGCAUUUGACUGUACUGUUGAUUGUUAAAAGUUGCAUUUUAGUUGGGGUCGUUGCCAGGUGUUCGCACUGUAAUGUCACGAACGUACAACAGGUCGGUCGUCGUUGACUUGACAAUGUACGCUCUGAAAAGCGUUGCAAGAAUUGACUGUAUAAAAUAAAACUGGCUGUAAAUAACACAGUUGUGCUGAGAAGUUUGCGUGCCCUGGCAGAAUUUGUGAAAUAUUGGCUGUUGUGAAAAAUAUUUAAUAAUAAUCAUAUAUAAGAAUAUUUUUUUUUUUUUUUGGCUUUCAAAACAAUCUGACUAUUUUUAUGUCUAAACUACAAACAAGGGCUUCUUUAAAACAUGCAAUAAAUAAUUCUGAUAGUGCGAUGUUUGUGUUGAUUUGCAAAGUAUAACAAUAUGGUUGUCUUUGUCACUACAGGUAAAUAUCAGACAAGCUCGGUGCAGUUGUAGUCACACAGACUGCAAACGCCAACUAUAACAAUAAGCGCUUCGUGUCUUGAUUUCCGAUGCAUUCCGCUCGAAGCUCAUGCAUGUCAACGAAAUAAAAUGACAAUGUUGUAUUGUGCCGAGGAGGUGAACAGCGCCCCCAGUGGCACCGAAGGGCAUGGUAGCCUCCCUCCCCCAGGCGGCGGUGACCCUCCUGUGGUUGGCGGCGGCGGCGGCGGGGAUGCCCGACCCGAGCCAGCGGGACGAGCUGAUGCGCCGGGAGGCGUCGCGGCGGACGGGCGGCGGCGUGGCGCUCACGGCGGCCGAGCGGCGCUUGGACGGCGAGCUUCGCCGGAUGAAGGAGCGCGAGAUGGCGGCCGAGCCCUUCCCGCCCGCCGUCCACUUCUUCAAGGCCAAGGGCCUCAUACGCGACAGUCCCGUCUUCAAGCUGCUGCAGGACAUGCCCAAAGGCGGCGCCCUGCACGUUCACAGCUCGUCGCUGGUGAGCGCCGAGUGGCUGGUGAAGAACGCCACGUACCGGCCGCACUGCUACGUCUGCUUCACGUGGGACAACUCGGCGCGCUUCGUCUUCUCUCGCCGCCGGCCGUACCCGCGCUGGGACUGCUUCUACUGGCAGCUUGUCAGCGCGCUGCGAGCCGAGGCGGGCGACGCGGCCGCCUUCGACGCCAGGUACCCGCUCACGUCUUCCCUUUUGCAAAAACUCUCCAGUGACGACACUCGGAUCGCUUUCAAGCUUGAUGAAGCAUCUCACGCUGGUCACCGACGACCCGGACGGCGAGUACCCGGACCAGGACGCCGUGUGGGACAAGUUCGAGAGAGCCUUCGUUGCCGGCGCCGGGCUGGUGAGCCACGCCCCCGUCCUGAGGGAUUACCUCCUGCGGGGCCUGCACGAGCUCCACCGAGACAACGUCAUGUAUCUGGAGCUGCGCAGCGGCCUGUCCAGGGUUCGUCUUCGCUCUCGUCGCGGCGCCAAAAACAUUCGAGACGCGAUCGUGUUUUGUCGCGUGUGGCUUCAGACGUACGAGCUGGACGGAAGCAUCCACGACAAGAUCUGGACGCUGAGGACUUUCCAAGACGUCGUCGGGAAGUUUGUGGCCGAGCAUCCGGACUUCCUGGGCGCUCGCCUCAUCGUAGCCGUGCACAGGGCAUUGAGUGCGUCCGAGGUGAAGGCGGCCGUCGAGGAGGCCACGGAGCUGCGGAGGGACUUCCCCGAUGUGGUGGCGGGAUUCGACCUGGUACCCAUUCGCGUCUUACGCAGGUACUACCGACACGGCGCGACGGUUACGCAACGGGUACCGGAUGUCUUGUAUUGCAGGUGGGCAGGGAGGACGGCGGCAGGCCGCUUUGGUACUUCCGGGACGCUCUGUCGCUCCCGGCCCAGAUGGGCGUCACCCUGCCUUACUUCUUUCACGCGGGAGAAACCGACGAGGAGGGGACGGAGACGGAUCAGAACGUUCUGGACGCCCUGCUGUUCAACAGCAGCCGCAUCGGGCACGGCUACGCCCUGGCGCGCCACCCGCUCGCCAAGGAGAUGUCCCGGGUGAGGCAGGUGGCGGUGGAGGUGUGCCCCAUCUCAAACCAGGUACUGAAGUUGGUCUCCGACCUGCGCAACCACCCGGCGGCGGUGCUGAUGGCGGAGGGCCACCCGCUGGUGAUCAGCUCGGACGACCCGUCCAUGUUCGGCACGGCGGGCCUGUCCUACGACUUCUACCAGGCCUUCGUGGGCAUCGGCGGCCUGAAGGCCAACGUGGGCACGCUGAAGGAGCUGGCGCUCAACUCCAUCAGGUACAGCUCUCUGCCGCCGACGCUCAAGGACUCUGCGCAGGCCGCGUGGCGGAGGAAAUGGGACGCCUUCGUUUCGGCUCACGCUUGAGAGCCCGACGGAACCUUUUCACAACGCUCGAUGGAACUUACUGAGCAGAGUCGGGCCCCACCGUGUAACCACCAACCAGGCAUCCAUUUGAUUCAUAAAAAGGACACGGUUUCAUAUUUUCAUGCAGCUUUAUGCGAGGCCUGAAUAAUUAAGAAUGCGGCAAUCACAAGGUAAAGCGUAAUACAUACUAUGACCAACCGGGGGCGACAUUUAUCCUCUUUGCCGUGGCGGCUCCGAAGGUUUUAAUUGGAACAUAAAGUUACAAUAUAUUAUAUUUGAAUAUGAAUGCAUGGAGGUGGUUUUGCAGAAGUGUUUGUUGAUUUGGAAGGCAUCUGUCUUUUUGUAUUUAUGGAAUUCAUCUUUGUGUCACGUUUGGAUGUUUAGUGGAUCAUCACGCGAAUGAGGUUGUUGUGGACAUUGUUACAUAAUGCGUUUGGAAACCGACUUUUAUCUUGCUUUUAUUUUCAGUUCAUGUGCACUCAGAAUAAAAGGGGAAACAAUGUCAGCAGCGUCAAUAAAGAGAUUUUGAAUAAAUAUUUACAUGCGUUUAAAAAAAA
Phycodurus eques (leafy seadragon) is the source of this 3016-nucleotide messenger RNA. RefSeq names its product adenosine deaminase 2b (gene ada2b). Gene Ontology annotation, molecular function: adenosine deaminase activity. Bases 744 to 2459 code for a protein of 571 amino acids. The record is from RefSeq and is a predicted model, not a curated record. Gene Ontology annotation, biological process: inosine biosynthetic process; adenosine catabolic process. Lineage: Eukaryota; Metazoa; Chordata; Actinopteri; Syngnathiformes; Syngnathidae. The transcript has 6 exons.